Messenger RNA from Amorphotheca resinae ATCC 22711, 1729 nucleotides. RefSeq lists its product as hypothetical. Lineage: Eukaryota; Fungi; Ascomycota; Leotiomycetes; Helotiales; Amorphothecaceae. The transcript has 5 exons. The record is from RefSeq and is a predicted model, not a curated record. The coding region runs from base 1 to 1626 and encodes 541 amino acids.
AUGAACAUGGUACUCUGUAUGAUAACCCAUGGAAAUGUUAGGCCUCAAGUCGUCGGCGGGGUGGCCUCCGGAAUUGGCCUCGUAUCUGAAGGUAUCUCGGCCAAGAAGAGACGUUCCGCAAUGAAGAAAGAUAACGCCGAGUACAACGACGACAUUGCCGGUCCAUCGCAACCCCCAAGUUAUGACGAGGUACUGGAUGAGGGCGAUGAGGAGAAAUGGGAUCUCGAUGACGCUCAGGACGAACUUGAACGUGCAGCUGGGCCAGGGCCACAAUCUCCGGCCGGAAAGCCCAUUCGAAAUGUCCACAAACUUACAGAUGCAUUCAUGGCGAGACACCCUGUUCCCGAGUAUAUAGAUGAGGCACCAAAAUUACAACUACCGGUUGUCCUUCCACAGCGUAGACCAAAAGAUCGACGUCGAGGGUUCAUUCGAGCAUAUGCACCCGCGCUCGAAACGAAGGGUAUCGAUCAAGCCACGUUUUUGGAAUUUAUCGAGACUUUUGACAAGGCCAGCCAAGCCUCUCCAUGGAUUCAGGCCAUAAACCUCGCGGGAUUCGCAACUAUUGCACUAGCCCCGCCAUUCUCUAUCUUGGUUUCAAUUGCGAUUCAAACGACCGUCAAUGUUGCAACGGAGGUACACUCUCGAACAAGAACAAAUACUUUCCUAGACCGAGCCAACAACGAAUUCUUCCGUCCCAGGGGCCUCUACUGCCUGGUAAUGACCUGGAAUCCAGAGUCUGACCAACGCACUGAUACGAUCGACAUCACAUCGAGCAUAUUGUCGAAGACAACCUCUAGCUCGAGCACGACACAAAAGCUCAAGUCUAAACUAAAGUCCUCCGAUGGGAAUACUUACGGCGACCUCGAAUUUCCGGAGGUAGCCCCACUCAUCUUCCCGGCUCUUGACGAGCUGGCGGAUCAGACGGGUGAAGAGGCCGCUACGAAGAGGGAGAAGCUUAAGAGGGCCAAAAAUUUUACAUCGGAGUAUUUUGAUAGAAGGGCCGUCGCUAAAUAUGCUGGAGAGAAUCCAAAUAGCGUAUUGGCCUCGCAGGCAGGACCCAAGCCAACCUUUAGUUCGAGAUAUGCGGACCCGAACCAUCCUGCGGCGAGCGGGAACUUGAUCUCGCUUGUGACGGGCGGGUAUAUCAACCCCCCAUCGCUGGGGAGUGGCGGUUCUGGGCGGGGUUUCGGCGGUGGUCGAGGGGGUAUGGGUGGACAAACAGAUAUGCAUGGAAGACAAGGCUUCGGAGGUGGCUUGGGAGGACGAGGGAUCGAAAAUACCGGAAUGGGAAUGCUAAUUGGGAGUUUGGUCGAUCGAGGUCGAACCGCAAAUGGGGACUUUGGAAAUCGACAGCGAUACCAUGCGAAUGACAGACAUGACUUGCAGCAAGAAAGAAAGCCAAUGACGGAACAAGGAAGAGGCACGAUGAUCCAGCAACCCACUGCUGGGUUUGGCCAAGGGAGAGGAGGUGGAUUUGGGGGAAUAGACAAUCCGAUCGCAGCGCUGAAUCCGAUUAUGGGAAUCAAGAGGAUGCUGAAGGAGCGAGUCUUGUAUCUGAUGAUUGUCAAUAUGCCGUCUGAUGAAGAGCUCGCUGCUGCGGCUCGGGAGAUUGAGCGGGCUAGAUGAAAGGAGACGAUGGGUUGAUAGAGAUUACAGCUGUGCUCUACAUCAGGGGUCACUAGUAACUGUAACGAGUUCACCAGUACGCAGGAUAGAACAUAAUUCUCAG